Schistocerca nitens (vagrant locust) is the source of this 9644-nucleotide messenger RNA. RefSeq names its product sorting nexin-8-like. The record is from RefSeq and is a predicted model, not a curated record. The transcript is spliced from 11 exons. Lineage: Eukaryota; Metazoa; Arthropoda; Insecta; Orthoptera; Acrididae. Gene Ontology annotation, molecular function: phosphatidylinositol binding; protein binding. Gene Ontology annotation, biological process: retrograde transport, endosome to Golgi. Bases 113 to 1678 code for a protein of 521 amino acids.
GGUGUCGUUGAAAUCCCACAAAAUUACAGCCUUGAAAUAGACACACGUUUCGAUUUAGAAGUGGCGCAACUACAUCUGGCCAGUCACUUGUUAAUAUGAGUGAGGUGUCAACAUGGCGACAGAUUUAGCAGUCGGUUGUGUGCCGCCUUACUACCGAGAAGUGUAUGAUACCUGCGCCCCGUCAACAAGUCAUGUAACGAAGGACGUUUUCACCAAACUUCUUGUAAAAUCGGAGCUUCCUUCACAAACGCUGAGCCAGAUAUGGGAUUUAGUAGUGGACCCAAAAGUGAAUGCUCUGUCUAGAACCAGCCUGUACAAAGCGCUAGCACUUGUGGCUUGGGCGCAGCAGGGGAAACAGCCUAGUGCAAAACUUUUGGAAAAUUUUUCUGGAGAAGAGCUUCCAAGGCCAGAGCUUGGUGAUUUAUCUGAACUGCGUCAAAUGACUAGAGAUCAACAGGGAAUUUCCCCAACUCGCCUUGGUCUCACAUAUACUGAACUUUGUUCCCAAGAUUCAGUUGAUGUUGAUCUUGUACCUGAAAAAAAAGGUCUCUUUCUGAAGCAUGUGGAAUACCAGGUCACCAGCAAGAGAUUUGGUUCAUUGGUGCGACGGAGAUACAACGAUUUUGUUGCCUUGCAUGAAUUACUUCUCAACCGUUUCCCAUACCGUCUGAUACCUAAAUUACCUCCAAAGAAAAUGGUUGGUGCUGAUUCGCAUUUUAUUGAAGAAAGACGGAAGUCAUUACGGCGAUGGUUGACUCUUGUGGCAAGACAUCCUAUUGUCAAUAAGGAUCCUCUUGUAAAUUUCUUUCUUACGUAUGGUGGACCUGAUGUGCAAUACAAAAUACGCGAAGUUUUUCGCAGAAUGCCAGAUGAAUUUACGACAUCAGAGCUAGCAGCUACGGCCAAAGAUCUUGUUCCUCCAGAGACACACAGUGAAUUUGCAACAAGUCGGGACCAGAUCCGAAUAAUCUUGAAUGGCGUUGUACGCCUGAAGCAAAUUGCUGAUGCCAUGGCUCUACGAUCCCAUGGGUAUGCAGCAGACAUGGCCGAACUUGGCUCACAACUUACAGCAUUGGCAGGAGAGCCUCAUGGAUCUUCAUCUUGGGCCACUGGGGGUAAUCCUGUGUGGGCAGAUAUGAAAAAGGGCUUCCAUGUCAUUUCUAAAGAGUUUGGACUACUAUCAAGCAAAGCUCUGCGGCAGGCUGUCAGGGAAGAGGAAGAAGUCUGUGAGAAGUUGAACCUACUGCUUGAUGUACUGAUAUCUCAUCGUGAGCUAUGUGACCGCCAUGAACGUGGUGUUGCGCAAGAUCAUGCAAAGGCACUGGCAAAAAUGCUUGCACUCAAGAAAAGGCAAAUGCAAGGUGUCAUUAAAGGCACUGAUGCAGAGAGUGUGGAGCAACUGGAAGCUCGUAUGAUGGAACAGGAAUCAGUAAUAGCUAAUGUGGAGUUACGCAAUGCUUUCUCUCUUCAUUGUCUACAUAUGGAGACCCAACUAGUCCAUGCACAUAUUGAAAUACUUGCCUGUGUUCUGAGCACACUUGUAUCUGUCCAGAUUCGCGGCCAUUCAGAGCUGGCUGAGGUGUGGGAACUGAUACAGCCAACUAUAGUGAAGUGCCUUCCAGAAAACAGUCAGCAUUUAAAUGGUGACAGCCCUCUUGCAAAUAAUACCAACAGUUAGUGUUCUGCAGUAAGCACUUUGAUGGAUGUUUCCUACACUGAUACUCAGUAUGCAAUUAGUGCUCUGUAGCUAUAUGUAUGUAUAUUCAGAAACAUUUAUGUUAUACUUCAUUACUCUGAUGUGUUGUUAAGUGCAAUUCAGAGCCCAAAAUUAUGUAUACUUAGUUGUUUUUGAGGGACCAGUCAAUUUUUUUUUAAAGGGUAUGAAGCUUUUAGUACUUAGGUGUGUGUGGGAGGGCAAGGAGAACCCAAUGUUUUCACUUUGGCACCACAGUCGCACUGUAUUUAUGGAAAGACUAUUUUUUCACCAGAUGACUGUUGAGAUACUGGAUAUAUACGUAUGGUUAUGAGAUAGCUGCACUGUCCUAAAUUAUUAUUGAGUCAUGGCUAGUAUCAGCCUUAGAUCAUUCUCAAGUAGUAUAUACAAAAUUGUUACGGGACACAUAAACAUUUUUGUGAGAUGAAACUGAAAUCUUGUUGCUUUUAGAUUGUAUGAAACUUCCAGUCUGUAAAAUGCAAUUUCUAAAAUGGGUUUGAUUUCCUUUUUAGCAACUUUCUCUUCUCCCACCCCCAGAAUCAGGGACACUUACACCUCGAGAGUAGACAAUUUUGUUGAACUUCGAGCAGAUUGUUUUCAAAUAUUCUGUUCUUCAGUCAUUUUAAAAUUAUGGAUAGAGAUUCUUUAGCUUUCCACACGAAAAAAGUAGGCAUCAGAUGCACAUCUGUCAGCAGUACUUUCUUUUUAACAAAAGCAUUGAUUUAAUGCAGUAUACAAAUUUGAAUGUUUUCAAUUCUGUUUUCUUCAGAAAAAUUUUCAGUUAUUCAUAGAACAGUUUGUACUCUAUUUACUGUGUAACAUUAAAGUCUCUCAUAUCCAUCGUCAUUUUUAAUAUUCUUCUUACAAAUAUUGUACAGUAGCCAGACAUCUCCUACUGGACGCUGAAAGCAGAACCCUACCACAGCCCUCAAAAAGCUGCACAGAACCUUAAACACUAAAUUAACAACAAAGUUACAAACAUUGUAGAUAUAAAUCUACCAUUGUAUCUUUGUAGUUUGCAAUUUGGAGCCAGGGAUUAUAACCUCUGACUGCAAGAAGCAAGUUCUCGCAAGUACCAUAUUUUCAUCUUGCAAGACUCCUAAUAUUUAUGUACCUUCUGCCGAGGGUGCCUAUUUGGUAGUUUCUGGAGAGGGAAGGAGGAGUAUUUUUAAUAUCUUGGGAGAUGAAUGGUGACUUGUAAGUAACCAUAAGAGUCUUUGUUCCAAACCUCUUAAAAACUGUAUAAUACUGACUUUUAAAUCAUUUUCUUGAAAGAAAAACACCUGACUACACUAAUUUUUCCUUUCCCUGAGAGGUGGCUUGUCUUGUUAUAGUUUUCCAAGUACUAUUUAAGAAAGGCGUAAGGUCAAAAGAACUCAUAAAAAAUAAUAAAUUAUUGCAAAGAGCAGCUAUAGCAUAAACAUGAUUUUGUAAUUUGUAUUUUUAUGUAUAUUUUGGAUAGCCGUAAGUAUUCUGCUCCUGUUGUAGUUCUUUGGUAGCCAGUGCCAGACAAAACUACUGUUGAAUCAUGAUGUCUAAAAGAAAAAUAAACAAAACUUUUAAUACCUUGCACUGACUGAAAUUUGCAGUGUAUUGUGACUGUUACUUUUGCAUUGAAAAUGUAAAAGAGGGAACACUGCUAUAUAGGACUGAAAUAUAAAAACCAGUAUAAGACUAAUUUAAGUUACUGGAAUUUUUGGAUGACACAUCCAUUGUUUUCUAACUAGGAUGGCAUUACUGCAGAACCAGUAAAUUUAGCACCACAAAGGAAAAGAGAAAGUUGAUUUGAGAAGGUAUCUGAUGCAACUUAGCAUGGAGUUGAAUGACAGGAAGGAAGAGAUCUUGAAAUCAGAAGAGUACAUAUACCUAAGAACUGUGUGAAAGGCGACUGACUAAUGAAGACAAAUGACAGAAGAAAUUGUGGGAGGUGGGGGGCAUAUGUGAAGGAUGAAAACAUUGCCUUUCACAGCUGACGCACUACCUGUUAACACCCAAUUUACAGACUGUCUCAAAGCUUGCUUGGCAGCACAUAUACUGUUCUCAUAUCCACAAAAAUCGUCAAAACUAAUAGGAGUGCACAAUAACUUGAAGUGUGAAAAUACAUUUAAUUUGACUAAAAGUGCAUGUUUCUCUUCCUCAUAGUAUUAAACAUAGAAGAAUACUGCCAAAAACAAUUAGAACCCACUGUAAGGUUUUUAUUAGAAAAUUACUGCAGUGUUUCAAAAUGUGCAGUUUGUGGGAGGUGGAGUAUAUCACCAUCAGAGCAAAAAGCGAUGCUCUGGUGUCUGAAUUGCCACACAUUCUGUUCUAUCAUCAGUAACCAUUAGUUUGUGUCUUUUGUAAUUUCAUCUGUUUUCAAUUUGUAAGGGAGAAUGGAGCAUAUUUCCCAUUUAGCAUCUUUUCUUUAAUCAUUCUUUGGAUUCAUAUGAAAAGGAGCUGUUAGCUGCCAAUUCAUAUUUCUUGUUCAUAUUUGAUUUGAUGAACAUAUUCAGGAUUGAACCACAUUGUAAACUUCUGUAAAGCAUUGUAACACAGGAAAUUCCAAUGGCAAGCAAAAAAUUAUUAUUCAGUGUCGAAGAUAGAACUGACGUUGCCACAGGGCAUGAAAUUUUUUUAUAACAUUUGGCUAGAUAUCGAUGAGUGUGGGUAAAGGUAAUAAAUAGUACAGGGUGGGUUAAAUCACAGAACGUGCUGGAAGUGGCCACUGUUGACACUGUGCUCAGUUUAUCAAAUUGUGAGAUGUGUAACAGCUCUGCCUGAAGGCUAGAGGUAGUGGCAAUUCAAAUGUUGUUCUAUAGUUCCUCCAGCAUGUGUGUAUUAUUUGCAUGCAACUGACUCCUCAGUUUGCCCACAGAUAAAAAUCACAGUGAGAGAGAUUGAGUGUUCGAGGUGGCCAGGAGAUUGCACAGCCUGUGCUGAGUGUCUUCUCCUCGCCGAAUACUUCAUGCAGUCGUGGCAAGGUCGUCAAGGCAGUGUGUGCUGUUGCUCAGUCUUACUGAAAAUACCCAUAUAGUUAUUCAUCUUCUGUGAGUUGAUCUACAUAUGGAUUAAACAGUUUCUGGACAUACAAGGUAGCAUUAACAGUUUGGUAAAGAAUAGUGUUACUGUGCAGACACAAGACAUUACUGACCAAACUUUAUUCUUGAGAUUAUGCAACAGCUCUUCGAAGCACUUAUGGGAAUUAUCUGUGCAUAAUGGUGCACAUUGCGUGAUUUCACAUCCUUGGCAGGCUGAACCAGGCUUUAUCUGAAACAAAUUAUGCAUCAAAAUCAUGGUUUCCAGCAUUUUCUGCAUUGGGCAGUUCUCCUGUUCAUUAACAAGGGUGAUUUCCCUGUUAGUUAUAUAAAUAUUUUCUGGGACCAGUUAAUUUUGCCCACCCUGUAUGUGUGAAUCGAAUGGGAAGAAGGUGCAAUAGCUGGAAGCACUGGAGAGCACUGUUUCAUUUUAAAAAGGUAUGGCAGUGUAUAAACAUUAGUACUGUACGUGUGUGGCAUUCUGUUUUCAUGAAAAUAAGGAGAGCUUGCUAUACAGCAAGCUUUGUUUGUAAGUUAUUGUUUAAUCCCCAGUGUUUCAUGUUAUUUACUAGAAUGUGAAAUUUUUGUCUUUCGUCAUGUGUUACUUUGGAGCAAUGACUGAACUGCAGUUCAAGAAAUCUCUAGAAGAAACACUUAAAAAAUAAGGUAAUAGGGUGGAGAAAUGGAGUCUGUUCCUCCAUGUUUUAUUUUCACUCUGUUGCAAUGAUUUUAGAUUUGUCUCGUGUGAAGAGAGAUUUCAGCUAAAUCUUAUAUUUGAGGAAAAAAGAAAGGUGAGCAUCAUUAAUUGAAACAUAAUUUGUAUGCUUCCACCAGUUCAUCUUUCGUGCUCAGUAGAGUAUUAUAUUGUAGAAAGAAGAAUUUAAGUUUCAAAUGGUAAAUGAGUCAACUCACCAUAAGAAUACUAGAAAAAAGAAUGCGCGCACCCCCCCCCCACACAUACAUACACACACACACACACACACACACACACACACACACACACACACACACACACACACACUUGGGGGGGGGGGAGGGUGGAGAGAGAUUGGGAGAUUAUACAGUAGGACCUUGAUAAUCUGGCAUACUCAGGGAUCUCUCAAUAUCAGAUUAUCACACAUGUCAGAUUAUCAAGGUCAUCUUUAAAAACCAAGUUUAGAAAAAGGGAUACAAGCAAAAUCUAUAGUUUUGAUGUACAAAAACAGGAAACUUUUAUUUAUUAAACACUGCAGGAGAGAUAGUAUGUAAAAAUUAAAAAUAGCUAAUACUUUUCUCUAAAACAAAGUAGAAUUAAAAGUUGAAUACUGCUCUGCUCUAUUAAAUCAGUUUAAGGCUCUAAGUUUUAGAAAAUUCAACACAUAUAGGUAAUACUUUAUAUGUCAUUUACAAAAUAAAAUGAGUAUCCUUGAUUUGAAAAGAUCAAGAACAAAUGAAUUAAUAAAAAUUUUUACCAGAAAUUUGGCGCAGUUUAGUUAGAAUCACUAUCUUUAUGAAUAGCACAGACAUCUGACCUUCUCAAGGGUGUGGAAUGUGUUGGACUAGUAUCUACCAUUGAUGGCUUAGUUGAAAUUUUCUUCACACCGUCAGGAACAUGGCAGAAAUGCUAAUUUGUUUCUUGAAUUGAUGUCCUUUUUAACAAUCUUGAAUUGAUGUCCUUUUUAACGACGAUUAUUUUGUGUGAUAUGCCGAUUCAUAGCUUCAGAUGUGUUGUAUUGUUUGCUAUUUUCAGAAAAAUUUUGCAGAAGUGUUUAAAGUUUCUGAAGACUCAACCCAAGAAAGGUGAAUCGUAGGUUUUUCUUCUUCGCCACUCUGUUUGUAGUGCCUCCUGUAUGUUGGAAACAUUUUCUAAUGUCACACAGUCAGUAAGCUCUUCUUCGAAAGGUUAAGUUCUGUCGAUGUCAAUCCAUUGUCAACUACCUCUGCUGAAAAUGCACUCAGUUCAUUAAUGGAUUCAGGAUUUAUAACUCGUACAAUUUCAGAGUGAUUGGUUGUUGGCUCAUCAUCAUUUACAUCACUUUCCAUCUUGGUUUCUUAGAUCAGUUUAGGCCAUAUUUUUCUCCAGACCCCAUGCAGUGUUGUAUUUUUAUCAGAGGUCCAAGCAAUUGCACCUGUGAAAUUAGCGUCUUUAAUGGAAUUAAAGACAAUUGUUCCAUUGUGUCAAAAAUCAGAAAUGUGGGUUUCAAAUCCCAACCUCUUUCAUUAGAGAUAAGAACAGCAACAUGAUAAAUUGCAAGGAAAUACUCCACAGAACUCUUGAAUCAUCCAGUCCCAUGCAAGGUGCUACCUGCAGACACUAUGGAGGAAAGGAACAGUGAGUAAGAGUGGAAAGUGUCUGAAGUAGAUGUGAAGACUGCAAUCAAAAAAAUUCAGAAACAACAAGGCCUCAGUGCAGGACAGAAUAGUGUGAGAAUUAAUCAAAGUCGGUGGUGAGAGCUUGCGCAUAGAAAUAAAUGAACUGAUCCAAUUGAUAUGGAAGAAUGAGUCAUUGCCAGAAGAAUGAAAAUUGGCCAUAAUAUGCUUGAUAUAGAAGAAAGGAAGCAAAAUGGAAUGUGGUAAUAACAGAGGCAUCAACUUGCUGAAUGUAACCUACAAGGUAAUGUCUAUCAUUAUCUUCAGAAAAUUACAACCAUUCAUGGAGAACAACAGGCAGGAAUACCAUCCUGGCUUUUGACCAAACCAAUAAACACUAGAUCACAUUUUCACACUAAGGCAAUUGUUUGAAUCACAGGGAAUAUGAUAAAAUUAUCUAUAGUUUGUUUGUCAGUUUUCAAUGUGCACAUAACAGCACCCAUGGGAACAGCCUACACAAGGCUCUGUGUGCCUUUGGAAUACCAGAGAAGCUGGUAAGAAUGGUUCAAACUUGUGUGUGGAUGGGUAAGAGGCAGCAGUGCAUUCCUGAGGGAUAACGUUAGAGAUUGACACAGGUCUUGGACAAUGGGGUGCUCUCUCACGUGUUCCAUUCAGUGUUGUCUUAGAGCAAGUAAUAACAGUAUGUAGGUGACAGGAAUGGGCUGGAGUACAGAUGGAUGGUAAUUUCAGUUGUCUCACAUAUGCAGAUGUUAGAGUAUUGCUAAGUGAAUGAAACAUGAGUUGAAAGAAAUGUGCCAAAAAAUGGACAGCCAUGUACAAAAGGUUGGGCCAAAAGUGCAUCAAGACAAAACGGUGUUCCUGUAGUUUGGAAGAAGACCUCUAAUUUAUAGUUUUUUAGAUAAAAAUACAGAAAAUAUUUUAAUAUUUUGAUCAUAUAGCAUAUUGCCUUUAUAGUUCUCUCCAAAAUUAUUCGGAUACCUUCAUUGCAGGAACUAACCGAUACAGUUCCUUCAGGUCCUUUUCUUGUAUGUUUUCUGAAAGCUUAUUUAUAAAUUAUAUGUAGAACUCAAGGGAUUUUUAAAUUUUCUUACACUUAUAGUCUUUUUUGUAUUGUUUUAACAUGUAUUUACUCAAUCUCUCUCAUACAUUUAUGUAAUUACAUAUGUUAACAACUUGACAAAUUGGAGUUACAUGUAGAUAGUAAAUCCAGUGUGCACUGCAGUCUAGUUUGAAGUGUUAGUGGAGUGUUCCUGAACUGAGAAAAUUGAUGGUGGUACAGUGAUAUUUAAUGAAAAAAGCAAAAUCAUUUCACUUUGCUGAAGCUGUUUGUCUUUGGGGUGUGUAGAUAACUGUCAGGGUAAUUGUAAACUUAGACGAAAAUAAAGAAGUUAAGAAAUUUGGUAUCAUAUCCAUAAAAUUGUGAACAAUCCAUCACAGUUCUACUCUCAUGGAAUACAUUUCAGAUGAUAACAAACCAUUUGCUGAAUAUGUUUAUUUUUUAAAAUCAAUCCUUAGUGUCACUGCAAACCGUUAAGUAAUUCUCUGAGGACAUGGGCAGAUAGAAAUUCAGUACAAUAAACUCAUGUUGAAGUUAUGUCUUAAUUUUGGCAGCUACUGUUUACUGGCAUAUAUUAUUUAACCUACAUAAGUUUUAUAUUAUUCUUGAAAUGUUUAUUGAAUUUUUUACCCUUUGUCCUUAACAAAAAAAGAGCUAUAUACCAUUACACCUCACUUCAUUCCUACAUCAUUAUUUUUUAAAUGAUGUAUAUUGUAAAGGCUUUCGUAAGUACAUUUUGGUUUCUUUGUGUUUUACAUUGCCUGUCAUUUCACUGUCAUUAUCAGUUUGUCCCAGAAUGUUGGACUUGAUUGUACCAGAACUUAAGGCAAAUAAAAUAUUGGUUUGAGAGCAGUAACUGAAGUAAAAGAAACUGUUAAUGGAAUUACAAUGGAGCUAAAUUCUAAUCUCAGUUUAGAUUUAGUUUAUCUUGUCUGACAACUACUAUUUUGUCCCAUUUUGCUGAAAGCAUUUGUUGUAAAGCAAGCAGUUGUUGCUUUCAGUCAGUAAUUUGAAGACUGAGAUGGUUUGUACAAUUUGUUGGCAAUUAGUUAUACUGUAGAACAUAAGUAAGUAAGUAAAAUGCCAAACAUUCCACUUACAAACCUACAUGUUGUAAAUUAGUUCACAUUGCACUUAAUUCAUACAUUUUGUAAUUAAAGUUCCUGUGGAAAUCAUGUUUGAUCUUGUACAGUGGACUAAUUUCAAUUGAAAUUAGGCAGCACAAUAUUUAUAUCUACUAAUGAAAGACUGAUGUUUAUAAGCAACAUGAUGUGAACAUUUUGUAAUAUCUGGUAAAUCAAGUUUUGCUCCAAAUGUAAUGUGUAAAUUGUGUGUGUCAUUGUAUCGGAAUUGUGCAACCUAUGUUUUCUAUGUAAUAAUCCCCAUUAUUUAAACAUAAAUGAAUUGCUAUUUGAUACAUAUCUAUAAAAUACUUGUGUUUAAACACUCUUUCUCGACUUUCAGUGUUUCAAGAGAUGGACUACAAAAAUAUAUUUCUAAUUUUACUUGACCAGUUGUAUAUAUUGUAUAUGGUACAAAUUUAAAGUUG